AUGGCGCUGUCUCCCUGUGGAAACCAGUCAGCUGUGCCCACCACGUUCCUGCUGCUAGGGCUACCAGGCCUCUGGGAGACCCGCCUUGGCCUGUGUGCCCUCUUCCUUCUCCUCUACCUGCUCACCCUGGUGAGCAACCUGCUACUGCUGGCAGUGGUGUGGGUUGAUACCCACCUCCAUGUGCCCAUGUACCUGCUGCUCUGUGCCCUCGCCACCUCUGAGACCUGCUUAAGCCUGGCUGUGGUCCCCCAGAUGCUGGUGGCACUAGCAUCCCUCCAUGGCACAGCCAUUCUCUCCUACCAGGGCUGCAAGGCCCAGAUGCUGCUGUCGGGUGGCUGGGCUUGCACCAAUUGCUUCCUGCUGGCUGCCAUGGGCUAUGACCGGGCCGUGGCAGUGAGUGACCCCCUGAGGUACACCACCCGCAUGGGCCACCAUGUCUGCAUUUGUCUGGUGGUGGGAUGUUGGCUGGGAGGCUUCAUAGUAGCAGGUGGCAUGUGUGGGGCCAUUUUCUGGAUGAGCUACUGUCCGGGGCAGAACCCCUUGAACCACUUUUUCUGUGACAUCCCUCCCUUGCUGGCGGCAGCCCAGGGAGUCACAGCGCCCAGUGAGGCCGCUGUGCUUCUCCUCAGCCUGCUGGUUCUGGGUGGCUCCGUGGUGGCCAUUGUGGCUUCCUAUGGCUCCAUCCUGGUGGCCGUGCUGAAGGUGCACGGGGGCAGGAGCUGGCACCGGGCCUUCGCCACCUGUGGAGCUCACCUUACUGUGGUGGUACUGCAUUUCGGCUGUGCCAGCUUCAUCUACUUGAGGCCCAAGGACCGCUACACCCUGGAGAGGGAUUGUCUGCUGAGCAUCACCUAUGCAGUGGUCACCCCCUUCCUCAACCCCCUGGUGUACAGCCUCCGCAACCGUGAGGUCCACACGGCCCUCCACAAGCUGCUGGUCCAGAGGCGAGUGGAGGGGUGA
Alligator mississippiensis (American alligator) is the source of this 960-nucleotide messenger RNA. Its product is annotated as olfactory receptor 10Z1. NCBI's taxonomy places the organism in Eukaryota, Metazoa, Chordata, Crocodylia, Alligatoridae. Gene Ontology annotation, cellular component: membrane. Gene Ontology annotation, molecular function: olfactory receptor activity; G protein-coupled receptor activity. The record is from RefSeq and is a predicted model, not a curated record. Gene Ontology annotation, biological process: G protein-coupled receptor signaling pathway. Bases 1 to 960 code for a protein of 319 amino acids. The transcript has a single exon.